Molecule: messenger RNA, 997 nt
Organism: Rattus rattus (black rat)
Lineage: Eukaryota; Metazoa; Chordata; Mammalia; Rodentia; Muridae
Product: transmembrane epididymal protein 1-like
Exons: 1
Coding region: 21-803 (260 amino acids)
Source: RefSeq, a predicted model, not a curated record
UCACAUCUCCCUUGGGAUCCAUGGGAGGGUUUGAGGGUCAUCUGUUUCCUGGCCUGUCCUUAUUCCUCUAUGGACUUUAUCAUGCAGUGCUUCUCUCCAGGGCUCUGAUAUGCAACUCUCCUGUCCAAUAUCCACCAAGCCGUCCUUGGAGCAAAGGAAGAUGGGCAAGGUUACGGCAAAUGUACUACAUCGGCUUUCUGAAGAUACUGAGUUCCUGCGUCUUAGUAGCCCAAGAGUUGAACAGCAUUCACUGGCAGUUGGUACUCAUCACCAAGAAGUAUCACCUGAGAAACUUCAUGUACCGCAAACAGUGGCAGCAUCUCACUCUCUACGUGUCCUUCUUUCUGAGUGGGUGUGCAGAUGUGGUCAGCCAGAACCUGCUGCCCAAGCGGUGUGCCGUUCUGGAGCAAGGUGCCCAAGUGUUGAGCAUGUAUCUGUUUUUGCCCCUGAUGGUGUCUCAUAUGCAGGAUACAGAAGGAGUGGAACUGCAGACUCACAUGCUGCUCAUCCAGGCCAUGUUCCUGCUGACCCUCGUGGGGACUGUAGAGCUGUGGGCUCCCAAUGUGCUGCUGAUCUGGGUGCUGAAGGCCUUCCUGUACAUUGUCACCGGCUCCUGGCUGAUACAGAUAGGCUUCAUGCUGUACAAACCAAUCUCUGGCUACAAAUGGAUGGACGAUGACGAGAACGAUGUAGCAUUUGCCACCACUUUCUUCUGCUGGCACGUGGCCUCUGGUGCCUUCCUGGUGAUCUUGGCCUACGGUUUCUCCUUUUUGUGGCAUCGUUACCUCGGUGCUGAUGCCUGAACCUGGACAUGCCCAAGUGGUUUCUGAUUGCCUGCACACUCCAAAGACAUCUGGGUGCCAAGCCCUAAGAGGGGAGCUGUCAGGAGGAUCAGACGUCUUUCAGAGGUGCCCCAUCUUGAGAGAGCAGACUGUGGGGGGGAUGGGCUUAUCUUCUCUCCCCUCUGGCUUCUUUUCAUCUAAUUUACUGAAUGGUG